AUGCCUUGGCGUUUCCUUUGGCGGAUUUUCUGUUUUCGGAAGUUGCUGGGUUCGUUUUAUUCAGCGGCAGUGGUGCUUUCCCGAAUCUCAGAAUGCCGUAGGUAUCUCCUCCCCAGUGUUAAAAGAUCACUGAAGUUGGAUGGUCUGUUAGAAGAAAAUUCAUUUGAUCCUUCAAAAAUCACAAGGAAGAAAAGUGUUAUAACUUAUUCUCCAACAACUGGAACUUGUCAAAUGAGUCUAUUUGCUUCUCCCACAAGUUCUGAAGAGCAAAAGCACAGAAAUGGACUAUCAAAUGAAAAGAGAAAAAAAUUGAAUCACCCCAGUUUAACUGAAAGCAAAGAAUCUACAACAAAAGACAAUGAUGAAUUCAUGAUGUUGCUAUCAAAAGUUGAGAAAUUGUCAGAAGAAAUCAUGGAGAUAAUGCAAAAUUUAAGUAGUAUACAGGCUUUGGAGGGCAGUAGAGAGCUUGAAAAUCUCAUUGGAAUCUCCUGUGCAUCACAUUUCUUAAAAAGAGAAAUGCAGAAAACCAAAGAACUAAUGACAAAAGUGAAUAAACAAAAACUGUUUGAAAAGAGUACAGGACUUCCUCACAAAGGCAUUAAGGCUGACUUGCCCAUUACCAGAUUUUCCCAAAGGACCGAGUUCCUGCAUAGAGGAGACUGUUAUCACUAAACCAUGUUUGUAAAUUUCUAAUAAUCAUUGAUUUAAAUGAAAACUCAGUUUAAAAAAUAUAUAAUACAUAGUAUCUAUAUAAGUAUGUUAUAUACUACUGUGUGUUAUAUUCUAUUCUACGUAGUCAUUGUCCAAUUCUGUUUCUUGGCAGGAGCUACAUUAGCUCUUUAUAUUUCCUGAGGUAUUAAAAACUUCAUUAGCUUUUUAACUAAUUUUGGGAAAUUCAUAUUGCCUAAAAAAUAGAUUAAAGCUUAUUUUUGUUGUAAUUUGAUUUUGAGCUAUAUAGUUUUCCUGAGUGCUUUUCCUACCUCUUUCUCUGGUUCCUAACAUACAUAUUAGUUUUGGGGGUUUUUUGUUUGUUUUGUUUUUUGGUUAAUGAUUAUGUACACACAAAUGUGCACACACAUGCAAAUUUUUUGUACUAAGCUAACAACUUUUACCCUUUUCUGCUCAUAUUCAUUUUAAGAGGAUUUUGCUAAUUCUUUUGACAUCUCAAACUAGUUUGCUUUAUAUGUCCCUCAUUUUGCAAUCUGGCCUUGAAAUUUCCACUUUCUUUUAUUUAUUUAUUUUUAUUAUGCUAUUACACAGAAUUGUUUAAAUUUUAAAAUGUUUUGGGAGUUUGUCAUAAUAUUAGAAAAUAAGUAAAAUAAAAAUCAUCCCUAUAAUAUGUAUAGGAUUUGUUAAGGUAAUUAUGAAAAUUAGAAUAAGCCAAUUACUUGUUUCACUAUCAAAAGAAUGUCCUUCAGAUUCUUCUGGGUUUUUGGUGGGUUUUUUUGUUUGUUUGUUUUUUGGUCUUUCAGAUUCUUAAAAAAUUUUCCUGGAAUAGUUAAAAUAGACAAUACCAUGAGAAUUUCAAUAUUUAUGCUAUCAUUGCCUCUUCUAAUUGGUCUUUUAGUUCUAGUAAUAUUUAUUUUUUCAUUUCAGUGGGAAUUUCAGUUAAUGUCAGUUACAGUCUUUAUUACAGGAAGAGUAGAAUUAUAAAAAUAACACUCUAGUGUUUUAAAUAAAUAGACAUCUGACACACAUUCUUAAGGCUUUAUAUAACUUAUUCAAGAGAAAUUUAAAACAUACACAAUAAAAUUAAAAGGCACACUGAGAUUUUCAUAGUGUCAUAAGAACUGGACCUGGUAAAUCAGGGGAUGCCUUGAUGAGAGUAUAUGAAUAAAAGAGGAUCUCCUCUGCUAAACACAGAUUUCUUAAACAAAGGAAGGCUUCUUUCUUUCUUCAGUUACUUAGGAAAUAAGCCUAAUUUUGCUUUCUUCAAUAACACUGGCUUUAUGACUAUUAGGAAAAUAAUGAAAUGAAAGGUUCUUUUUCUGUAAGAUUUGGAUGUGAAUUUUCAUAAUUAUUUUAAAUUUGUUAUGCUGAAGACUUAAGACAUAUGACCAUUCAGUGGGCUGAUACAGAUGAAAUGUCACAUUAUCAUCACAUGGUGAGGCAUGAAAUUUAUUUACUUUACAUAAUCAACCUCUACUUAAAACAACUUGUUACAGAUAUUCCUUAGUCAAUAGAUGGCAUUAUAUAGUAGUUAAUAUUUUCAGUUUUUUCUGAAGAUAAUUAAAAAUACCAUCGUUAGUCUAUGACUAGUACUUCCAAUAAACAAAAUGUUUUUGAAAAGAAUGUAAGCAAAUUGUAGAGCAGUUGCCAAGAUAUGAAAUCUAGACACUUAGCUUCAGUCCAAAACAUAUUUUAUCUGUUUUGAGAAUAAUUGUGUAGGUUGCAGUAUGCAUAUUUUAAAUGAAAUGGAACCAUCUGAACUUUACAUUGUUCAGUGUUUCAGCUGUUUGUAAUAGAAAAUAUUUCAGAAUUUCCAACUUUGGUCUGUUUUAAAAAGCAUAAACUACAAUGUUCCUGUAUUCUUUAGUUAACUUUCUGUAUUCUUACAUAGUAAAAUUCGUCUUGGUUAUAGAUUUUAAAGUUAUCAGAUUCUUAGACAACAGGACAAAUUUAAAACUCUUUCUGUUCUAACACUAUAAAAUAGUUUGAUAUUGCCUCUUCAUUCUAACCACCCACUGAAGUAUUUUUUAAACAUAAAAAUAUGUUGUUCUUUCCCCAACUCAGGCUUGAAAAAGUAUUCAUCAUAUCAGCUGAAUAAUUUCACUCCCAGAAGACUACUACCCUUUUAGUUUUCUAUUUUAUCUUAACAUUAAACAAUAUAUUUUUUUCAAACAGAUACUUCAAUUUUAAAAGCACUGAGGUUUGAAGUUUAGACGUGACGACUUUUAGGAGAAACAACAGAAAUUCCCCCUAUGCUUUAACAUUCUGGGUUUAUCUGGAGAUAAAAAAUGAAGCCAUUAAUUUUGAUAGCACAAAUAUACAUUAAUGUACAACUAUAGUCCUCAGCUCUUUAUAAUGAUUCAGCUAUCAUGUAUGCCAUAUGUGAAUCAUAACCUUUCCUAUUAAUAAUGUUAAUGCUCUUGUUUUACACGAUUCGUCAUUGUUUUGGGGUAUGCAUUUCAGCUGCUAAAAAUGCUUACUUGAGAUUUGUCUAGGAUUUAAGUAAAAAUAAACUGAUUUAUUACUUUUCAAA
This is a messenger RNA of Homo sapiens (human), 3202 nucleotides long. RefSeq names its product integrin subunit beta 3 binding protein (gene ITGB3BP). Gene Ontology annotation, cellular component: nucleus; cytoplasm; chromosome, centromeric region. Bases 1 to 672 code for a protein of 223 amino acids. Lineage: Eukaryota; Metazoa; Chordata; Mammalia; Primates; Hominidae. The transcript has 8 exons. The record is from RefSeq and is a predicted model, not a curated record. Gene Ontology annotation, biological process: regulation of DNA-templated transcription; CENP-A containing chromatin assembly.